AUGGGCAACGAACCGGUUGUCCCCACCGACAAUGAUCUCAGAAACUUCAGCCCCGGCAACCCUGGAGUUCUCGAACUUAUCCACUAUGCGCAGGAGAGCGAUGCUGCCGAUCGCCGUCUAACGAUACGGCAAGCGUUUUUGAAAUACAAAAAGGCGGUUUUCUGGGCCAUGUUCUUGUCCACCAGCUUGAUCAUGGAGGGAUAUGAUCUGGUUAUCAUCACCUCCUUCUACGGCCAAUCCCAGUUCAUCGAGCGAUUCGGCGUCUUUUCAGCCAAAACGGGAACCAAAGUGAUUCCAGCAGCAUGGCAAUCGGGUCUGUCCAACUCCUCCAUAGUCGGCCAACUCGCCGGUCUCCUCGUCAAUGCCUACAGCCAGGACCGCUUCGGCUGUCGCCCCACGAUGAUGUUCUUUAUGCUCUGGAUGGCGGUGAUGAUCUUUAUCCCGGUCUUUGCACCCUCCCUGCCCGUUCUGGCCUGGGGAGAGGCCAUGUGUGGCAUCUCUUGGGGAGUCUUCCAGACUCUUUCGACGGCCUACGCGUCCGAGGUCGUCCCCACCGUUCUCCGACCGUAUGUCACGGCAUAUGUGUGCAUGUGCUGGGGCGCAGGAAUUCUCCUCUCGUCUGGCGUCGUCCGAGCCGUAGCCGGUAUCGAAGGUGAUCUGGGCUGGCGACUACCCUUUCUUCUGCAAUGGGUCUGGCCGCUUCCUCUAUGUGUCGGCGCAUACUUUGCCCCCGAGUCCCCCUGGAAUGCCGUCCGACGAGGUAAGGUUGACCAAGCGAGAAAGAGCCUGCUGCGCCUGCGACAGGAUACACCGGAUAGGGAGCGGGAAGUCGACGCCACUCUGGCAUAUAUCAGGCACACAACGCAACUGGAACAGUCGGAAACGGCUAAUGCCAACUUCCUCGAAUGUUUCAAGGGGACUAAUCUGCGGCGGACGGAAAUUAACUGCGUCGUCUGGGCUGCUCAGAUCCUCUGCGGUAAUGCCAUCCUCGGUUACUCCGUCGUUUUCCUCGAAGCCGCUGGGUUCAACGAACUGCAGGCGUUCGAUCUGAACAUCUCCCUGUCCGCCUGCUACAUCAUCGGUGGCAUUAUCUGCUGGCUUCUUUUCCCUCAUCUCGGCCGCGCAACCAUCUACAUGAGCGGCAUGGCCUUCAUGUUCGUGUGCCUGGUCACCAUUGGCGGACUGGGCUGGUCCAACGGCAAAGAUGCGCAGCUGGCAAUCGGGAUCUUGCUCGUCAUCUCAACCCUGUGCAAUAUGAUCACGGUCGGACCGGCCUGCUACCCGAUCGUGGCAGAAACACCGUCCGGCCGGCUGCGCUACAAGACGAUUGUGAUCGGGCGGUUUGUGUAUAAUCUCACGGGGAUAUUCAACAAUUCGCUGACACCUCGCAUGAUCGCUGCGUCGUCAUGGAACUGGGGCGCUAAGACCGCCCUCUUCUACGCCGCGACGAAUCUGCUGUGCAACAUCUGGUGCUGGUUUCGUCUCCCGGAGACCAAAGACCGUACGUUUGGAGAGAUCGAUUUGCUCUUCCACCAUCGCGUGCCGGCGAGGAAGUUCAAGUAUACAAAAGUUGAUCAAUUUGCCAAUCAGCGAGAGUUUGUCAUCAAGAGCGAGGAUGGAGACGUCCCGACUUCUGAGCAUAUUGCCUGA
Molecule: messenger RNA, 1650 nt
Organism: Aspergillus clavatus NRRL 1
Lineage: Eukaryota; Fungi; Ascomycota; Eurotiomycetes; Eurotiales; Aspergillaceae
Product: putative MFS alpha-glucoside transporter
Exons: 6
Coding region: 1-1650 (549 amino acids)
Biological process (GO): transmembrane transport; carbohydrate transport
Cellular component (GO): membrane
Molecular function (GO): carbohydrate:proton symporter activity
Source: RefSeq, a predicted model, not a curated record